Messenger RNA from Didymodactylos carnosus, 786 nucleotides. The record is from the annotation of a GenBank genome assembly. NCBI's taxonomy places the organism in Eukaryota, Metazoa, Rotifera, Eurotatoria, Philodinida, Philodinidae.
AUGCAAAUCCGCAUACCAUAUUUAAAUUAUCCGUGUAUUUUGAAUGAAACUUGUUAUCACGGGCAAUGUGCACGUGUUCAAGAUCUUUUAACUGGCUGGUAUGAAUAUUGUCUAUGUGCAAAAGACUGGUCUGGUUUUGAAUGUGAACAACAUAGUCUGUUAAGCCGUGCCGAUUGGUUUGUUAUUAUUGCGUGUAUUUUAAUAUUUGUCCUAGCUUGUGUAUGUACCGCUUGUAUCCCACUUUUGUAUGCAUUUCUUGAAGAAGACUUUUAUCCACAAAUAAUCGAAUGUGGUCGUCAAAGCCCAUAUGCUGAAAUAGCUAUACCAGGUACAACAACGACGAAUAAUGCUGGUGUGAGGGUUUAUCGAAUACCAAGUGAAUAUAUAUCAACUAGACGAACAAUUGUCGAUGGUCUCAUUCCUCUACACUCAGUUGCAUCAUUAGCCUAUUUAAGUCGUAUAAAAAAUUUAAUGUUUAGAAACAGUGUAGAACGUUCAGGAAAUACUCAAAUGUUAUCGAUAAAUAACGAACGGCAAUCACAACAAAACCCCAUUACUUAUUCACAAAUAGCUAGAUCAACUUUCAAUAAUGUCCAUCAGCAACAACGGAUUAUUAGUCCGGCCAGUGAAACAUUGCAACAAGUAGUUGACGAGUUUGAUUUUCACACAACAAUAACAAAUAAUAUAGUUAAUCAACAAGAUUUUGAUAGUAAUUGUCAACCAAAUUCGAAUAGCCUUGUGAAUGAUCAUGAAACUCCGUUGACGAUCGCAAUCUCAAAUGUAUAG